Nomascus leucogenys (northern white-cheeked gibbon) is the source of this 1229-nucleotide messenger RNA. It is a transcript of the gene GPX4, whose product is annotated as glutathione peroxidase 4. Lineage: Eukaryota; Metazoa; Chordata; Mammalia; Primates; Hylobatidae. Gene Ontology annotation, molecular function: glutathione peroxidase activity. The record is from RefSeq and is a predicted model, not a curated record. The transcript has 7 exons. Gene Ontology annotation, biological process: response to oxidative stress.
GCGCGUGCCGGGGCCGGCGUCGGGGUCCAGGCUUGCAGGGGGCGGGGUCCGGGACGGUUGGGGCGGAGCUGGACCGUUGGGGGCCACGGGUGGGCGUCUCCGGGCCGAGCGGGGCUGCUGCGCCCGAGCGGUUGGGGGCGCGGAGGGCUGGAAAUCCCAGAUCACGCGCCCCCGGGCGCCGCCCCGCCCCCGCGCCUUGGCCUAGCGCGGUGGCGUCACAGUCGCGCAGUCCUGACUACGGCCUCCGGGCCUUUGUCCCCGGCAGCAGCGCUCGGGGUGGGGGAGCCAGGCGGGGUGGGAGACGGGCGGGUAUGGGCCGCGCGGGCGCAGGCUCCCCCGGGCGCCGCAGGCAGCGGUGCCAGAGCCGGGGCAGGCGGCGGCCGCGAGCCCCUCGGCGGCGGAAGGCUCCAGCGUGCAGGCGCAGGAGGGCGCGUCGCGGGCGGAAGGAGCCCUGUCCCCGCAGCUCGGGACCGGAGAUCCACGAAUGUCCCGAGUCCCAGGACCCGUGCGCGUCCCGGGACGACUGGCGCUGUGCGCGCUCCAUGCACGAGUUUUCCGCCAAGGACAUCGACGGGCACACGGUUAACCUGGACAAGUACCGGGGCUUCGUGUGCAUCGUCACCAACGUCGCCUCCCAGUGAGGCAAGACCGAAGUGAACUACACUCAGCUCGUCGACCUGCACGCCCGAUACGCUGAGUGUGGUUUGCGGAUCCUGGCCUUCCCUUGUAACCAGUUCGGGAAGCAGGAGCCAGGGAGUAACGAAGAGAUCAAAGAGUUCGCCGCGGGCUACAACGUCAAAUUCGAUAUGUUCAGCAAGAUCUGCGUGAACGGGGACGACGCCCACCCGCUGUGGAAGUGGAUGAAGAUCCAACCAAAGGGCAAGGGCAUCCUGGGAAAUGCCAUCAAGUGGAACUUCACCAAGUUCCUCAUUGACAAGAACGGCUGCGUGGUGAAGCGUUACGGACCCAUGGAGGAACCCCUGGUGAUAGAGAAGGACCUGCCCCACUAUUUCUAGCUCCACAAGUGUGUGGCCCCACCCAAGCCCCCUGCCCCCGCCCUCGGAGCCUUCCACCGGCACCCAUGACGGCCUGCCUGCAAACCAGCCGCUGGUGGGGCAGACCCGAAAAUCCAGCGUGCACCCCGCCGGAGGAAGGUCCCGUGGCCCGCUGGGCUUGGCUUGGCGCCCCCACCCCUGGCUGCCUUGUGGGAAUAAAUAGACAAAUUGGCC